Molecule: messenger RNA, 4000 nt
Organism: Monopterus albus (swamp eel)
Lineage: Eukaryota; Metazoa; Chordata; Actinopteri; Synbranchiformes; Synbranchidae
Gene: phc2a
Product: polyhomeotic homolog 2a (Drosophila)
Exons: 7
Coding region: 418-1275 (285 amino acids)
Biological process (GO): negative regulation of DNA-templated transcription
Cellular component (GO): nucleus; PRC1 complex
Molecular function (GO): zinc ion binding; chromatin binding; histone binding
Source: RefSeq, a predicted model, not a curated record
GAAGUCCUCUUUGUGUUUUGCUUGUUACGUACGCACGCACACAAACAAACACCGAGGGAUUUGUAACGUCUGCAGCUCGAGUAACGACAAACAUAAUGAGGAUAUGAAGAAGUUGCUAACUUUCCGUGCCCUCAUGUGACGGUGUGGCCCGUUCGGUUCGGUAAAUAACCGUCGGUGUAAUGUUUGUCCUCGCCGUUCGGCGGAGGGACCGUCCGUAAAUGAACGCGUUGUUUGUGGCCUUUGAACAAAGAGCUUUUCUUCGCUCUACCAUUGUUACCGAGCGGGGCGCCUGUUUGCUCACUGGCUCAGAGGUGGUUUCGGACCGUUAAACUGCUGUUCCAGGUCCACGUGGCCAGCGCUUGUUGAGUUUGCCAUGCUGCUUGUGUUGACAGGUGAGGGGCGGCCUGUGCUCCAGUCAUGACCUCUGGGAAUGGGAACACUAACAGCAGCCAGCACAAUGGAGAGAGCAAACCAGCCCAGGCCCUAGUCAAGUCCCACAUCCUCACCCAUCUGAUUGAAGGCUUUGUUAUCCAGGAGGGUGCUGAGCCGUUUCCUGUUGAACGUCCAUCUUUCUCAGUUGACUACCUAAGGAGACACACAGCGAACUCAAAGAUGGACGGCCUCUCAAAGGAUUUAAAGGCCCAGCAGGAGCCAAUGCUGACCUGCGAGCUGUGUGGCAAGGUGGACUUUGCCUACACCUUUAAAAGGUCCAAGAGGUUCUGCUCUACAGUAUGUGCCAAACGCUACAGUGUGGGUUGCACAAAGAGAAUGGGUCUUUUCCCAAACCGUAAAACCACUCUGGAAAACAUGAAGAAGCAAAGAGCACUGAACGGAAACCUCAGGAACUCCAGUUUGGAGCCCAAAAAGAAGAUUCCCUCUGUGCAGAAGCCUGCUGCAGCUGCUCUGACCACCGGUCACUCGGUGCACCCUGGGCAGGGAGAGCCCAGCCAAUGUUCAGACCUGUCUGGCUACAAAAGCCCCCUGUCCCCACUGUCACCCACCCAGCGGCUGCCUGCGGUGCGAGACUCUGAGCUGCCCCUACUGCCCCACAGCGUCCAGCCCAGUGACCCUGGCCAGUGGAACAUAGAUGAUGUCUACGAGUUCAUCUCCUCUCUGCCAGGUUGCCUGGAGAUUGCUGAGGAGUUCCGCUCUCAGGAGAUCGACGGGCAGGCCCUGCUGCUGCUGAAAGAGGACCAUCUCAUGGGAACCAUGAACAUAAAACUGGGUCCUGCACUCAAGAUCUUUGCUCAGAUCAACAUGCUCAAAGAGUCGUAGCCCAUCUCACAUCACACACGUAGCCCUGAGAGGCGGCUCUGGACAGAACGGACCUGCUCAGGGUCGCCUCCAUGCUGACUAACUCUGAGAUGAGUUCAGGUACCGUGCCACAGCUUUUUGAUGGAUGUUGUGUCGCAGCCCGCGGAACAUGAGGACAUCGGCCGGGGCUGUUUGACUCACCUUUUCUGGUGAUAACAUCACUCUGGCAUUACUUCAAGAACACUUCACCGAGUAGUUUGAUAAGACUGGUGUGUUUGGUAGACUGUGUUGGGGAAAGCGUUUCAUUGCGAAGGUAUUUUAGUGUUCAUAAUGUAUUACUGUUCCUCGGUUAGUAGUUGAAUUUGUUCUGGUAUUUCUCCAAGGAGCACGACUGAAGAUUACAGUGUUACUGUUGAGCCCAGUAACAUACCUGCUUGAUUAGAGGAGCCGUGCCUCCUUUGCAGAGUUACAGCCUGUCCUGAUUCAUGGCCCUUAUGCCACCUGCCACAGUCCUACACUGCAGUCUCCUCGAACUCUGGACACUUCAGUCACUGAGCAGCUCGUAAAAUUCAUUACAAGAAUAUUGGAAACAUUCAGUGGAUGGUAGCAGUCUGUCAAAGAUCCUGUAUAAACAUAGGAGGGUGUAGUUUGUCAGGACUCUGUAUAAUGCACUACAGUUUAACAGCAGCAUAGCCUCCAAAAUGAUCACACAGUUGAACAAAAGAUUCUGAACACAAACUGAACAUUGGACUAGGUGUGCCUAAUAAACUGACGUGGGUUAAGGUGGUGGAGCUACAGGACACGGCCUUUAUAUUCAGUAGUACUGCUGCAGUUUAUCAUGCAGCCACUGGUGGCAGCACUGAGUUCGCUGCCGAUCUCCAGGUGUAGAGUGAAACAAGACAUUUUUGAUUGUACAGAUGUUUAUCCCUUGUCAUAGAAAUCAUAGCUGACAAAUUAAUCUUGCACUUAGUUGCGUUUUGCAGAACCUUACCUGCAUCCCAUGGGCUUCAUCAACAGGUAAGCUUCAGUCAGUUUUUGUGACUUUUUUUAAUGAGGUGUUCUGUGACUGAACUGUUGAUGUCCGUGAGGUGGCGAUGCUGGACUGUGAUUUGUAGUGUGGCAGUCCUGGAUCAGGGCUAAGAGUCACCAAGUCCCCAGUGGCUACAUUUCAAAUACCUUAUAUGCAGCCACAUCUCCCUUAUUUGCAUCCUUUCACUGUGUCUUAGUCCCGCCCACAUAAGAUGUGAGGAGAGAGGACUCGAGGAAACGUCUUUUUUUUCCUUCAAUCCUUCAUCUGAAGCGUCCAGUCAACAUCUGAUUUCCGAUAAAGGGGCGUGCCAGUCCUUAAAAGAUUUUGUAAAAGAUGUGCUGUUUCCUCUUGGCUUCUCCAGCAGCCUCCUCCCUCUGUGAACGACCUCUGGGUGGAGUGAGGACUGAGGAACAAUCAUAUGAGGAAACCUGUUUAUCACAAAGACUGGAAGCACAAACUGCUGGACUCAACCUGCAGUUGGGAGAAACACUGUCUAAUGACACUGACACUGUGAUUUGUAGUUGGAGCAAUUUGACCAAAACUGUUUGAAUGAAUGGGCAAAUGGAAGUUGGGCCUUUUCACUUGUUUCAGGUAAUUUUAUCUCUGCUCCUAGUCUUUGUGGUAAGCGAAACAAAAUAACCCUCUACUGGGCACAGAGAGCUGAAAGCCAAGACAGAGGCUUAUGGCCAUAAAUAUCAGAAAAUGCCUUAAUGGAUUGAAUGGACAGUUGGAUCAAAAAGAGCUAAAGAACCAUUGGCCUGAGUAUAAACACUGAAACUGUAGUGCUGUUAACUUGGCCUGAUUCAUCCUCCUGUGACUGUGACUGUACGGGCUGGACAUCACCACGUGGACACACAAUGAAGUGUGCUCUACUGGAACUGUGCUGAUUCAACUUGUCACUCAUGUUUGCGUAGUUUGUGGGGACGCUCGCUGUGUCACGUGUCAUUUUGUCCAUCCACUAUCUGCGUAGGCAACUCAGUGAUGAUGACAAAGCUGUUUGUUCAGCCCCACUGCACAGCUUUGUAAUGGAAAGAGUCCAAACAUGAAUGUUCUUAUGUUCUACAGUGAGCACGUAGCAUCUGUGCACAGAGGAAGUCACUCCAAGUGCCUGUGAUGUUCUGAUGAGGUGUAUAAUUCAUGCUUGAAAAACUGAAAGAUGAGAAACCUCUGGAUAGUGUUAUAGUUUUACCAAAGCCAAGCGAAUGUCACUGCUGUCACUAGAGGUUUGUUAAAGCCCAGGUGCCCAGGUGUGAGCCACAGUAACGAUGUACUAGUUUCUUACUACAGACGCCACACAAUGUUAUAAAGGUUGUUUCCCAAAGUGUAUUCUUCUAUUUUUGGGGGGAAAGCUGCAUGUAAAUCAUCAAGAUCAUAAAACUGAGGCACCUUCUUCACUGUUAUGACUCAAGAGUUUUUGUUUGUGGCAAAACAUAUGUUGUAAUUAACUGUCAACACUGAGUUAAAUGGUUUACAUCUGUUGUGAGCAAAGGUGCUGUUUGUUUACAGGAUCUUAUUCUGGAAUAAAACAGGUUCCUGUAGUUGCAGGUGAGAUCUUGACCCUGAAAAGCAUCUGUGUCACUGGGAUGACUGCUGGUUAGUGUGGUUAGUGCUAGACACUGUGUUUGUUACUGGCCUAUGACAUAUUGAACAUGUUUGUCCUUCAAACUUUUCUUUUUUACAGAAAAACCUCAAAAAUAAAACCCUUAGAUAAACUGA